Molecule: messenger RNA, 2700 nt
Organism: Dothidotthia symphoricarpi CBS 119687
Lineage: Eukaryota; Fungi; Ascomycota; Dothideomycetes; Pleosporales; Dothidotthiaceae
Product: kelch repeat protein
Exons: 3
Coding region: 262-2433 (723 amino acids)
Molecular function (GO): protein binding
Source: RefSeq, a predicted model, not a curated record
GUGCGUCUGCCAGAGGACCAUGUGCAGCUUUCACUGAGGCCGUGUGCGCGACAGUCACCCAGACACGCUCUCGGCGAGUGCAUCGCUUGUUCGACUUUCUCGCGGCGGUUGCCCCGGCAGAAGCCCUCACCGCCCGCAUCGCCUGACGCCCGGCCCAGCCUCAUCGUCCAAACAAUUCUCACCUGCGAGACAAAGGCCAACCCCUGCCCUCCAGGGCCCUUCUGCGCCCGCCUUCCCCGUUCACCGUCGACGACUAGCCCAAUGGCUCACACCAGCGUCCCGGCCACCCACCUCUCGCCGACCAACUCGACUGCCGCCGGCGCCACGACGCCCUCGGUCCUCUUCAACCCACCCGACUCGGCCAGCCCGAGCAACAACACUUUUCUCAUGUCCGCCAGCCCCUCGCGCAACCGCCGAUCCGCCAUCGACGGCAACAAGCCCAACAUGAUCUCCACCAUCGGCGCCAAGCCCGCCUGCCUCGUCAAUGCCUCUGUCACCUAUGUUGGCGACGACCAGAUCUACGCUUUUGGGGGCUUCGACCAAUACACCGACGAAGUGUACAACCACGUCCUGCGCCUGAACCUGGCAACCCGUCAGUGGAAUCUAGUAGACAACUACGGCGAUAUCCCGGGGGUGCGCAUGGGACACACCGCAUGUCUCUGGCAAGGCAACAAGCUCCUGGUCUUUGGUGGUGAGAACGAACAUCGCCAGCAUCUCGCCGACGUCAUCGUCUUCGACCUCAAGACUGCACACUGGACACAGCCAGAGCUCCAUGGGCCCAUCCCUCGCGGCCGAGCUCGCCACUCUGCAGUCAUCUACGACGACAAGCUGUACAUCAGCGGUGGCCAAACCGGACACGACAGCGUGCUGGACGACAUCUGCUACCUCGAUCUCAAGACCUGGACCUGGUCACGCUCCUGGAAAUUCGUCCCGCGAUAUGACCACGCCAGCUGGAUCUGGAAUGGGCGCAUUUGGAUUUUCGGAGGAAUCAAUGACGACAUGGAGAAGAACAACGAAAUCUGGUGGCUCGAUCUUCGCGGCAGCCCCGAGUUUGAGCAUGCUAUGAAGUUCGGCACCGGCGACAGACAGUCACUCUCCUCGAGAUUCCGCUUCCGUACUCCCGCAACAAGCCAGCCCACGACUGGAACUACCGGUUACACAGCAAACUCGAGUGUCCAAUCAUAUCAUGGGAUGAACUCCAACAGAUCUCCUUAUGUUGCACCCGGUUCUGUCUCGUCGCUGAAGUUCCACUCGAGCCCCAAUCUGCCAUCGCAAGCCGCAGGCACGCACUUCCACGCCUUCUCCUCGGGAUGCCUGCUCGACUUUGUCACGCCCGCCGAGCUCAGCUGCGAAACGAGUUUGUCCAGCCUGGAGUUAGACACCCUUCGCUGGCAGAAACUGGCAGACGGAAAAGAUCUAUACAGCCCGAACUACCGCUGGCACUACUGCACGAUAAACCCUGAGGGCACCCAUGCAUGGCUUCUUGGCAGUCCUAUCGAGACAGCAGCCGACGGUACUCACAAUGGGGAAUACCUCAGCGACGUCCUCGCUAUUGAUCUACGAAAGUACGGCAUACUGGGCAACGAGCUCGCAUCUGACACGCAUUCAAAGAUGAUGCCUUCGUCUGACGCCAACGCUUCCUCGCACCUGACUGGUAUCGGCGCCGAUUUAUCUUUGACGUUCGAUCAAUCGCCAGAGACAGGUAGCGGAGCGGACUUCAUCAUCACUGCUGACCCAGACGAUGAUAGCAAUGUCGACAACACUUCCAUUGCCGACUCGGCUUCGUCGACCGUGGUGGCAGCCACGUCUCGUCCCAUACACGUUCACAAGUUCAUCCUGCACGCUCGCUGGCCGCAUUUUGCUCGACUCUGGAGUGCACAGAUGGCCGAAUUCCACUCAAAGAAGAUGCACAUCCCCGAACCAUACUCUGCUGUCCGUGCGUUCCUUUUCUACCUGUACACUGACAGCAUCGCUCCAAAUCCGCACAACGGUCCUACUCUUAGCGACGUCGCAGGCAUGCUCGUCAUGUCCAACAUCUACGAUAUGCCGCGUCUCCGACUGCUCUGCGUCAACCGUCUGGGCCGAGAACUUGAUGUCGAGCAUGCAGCAAUCAUCUGGGAGCGUGCUGCUACUGCUGGCGAAGACUGGUUGAAGCAUCGAGCGGCUUCUUACUGUCUGCACAACUGGGGUCGAGUGGUUCGCACGGCUGGCUUCAAGAGCCUCAGUCCGGAUGGCAUCACUGAGCUUUGUUGCGAAGCUACCCCCGAGUCGCGCGUCGUGGGUGGCGAGGACCUUGAACUGCUGGGUCAGAUCACUGGUCGUGUCUUCAAUGGCAGCAACCGAAAGAGGAGCAUCGGCAGUGCCGGUGUUUUGACUGGUGCUGAUGAUGAUGGAGAGGAUGACUUGGAGGAUGAUGGUAUGGAUGUUAACUGAAAUUAGCGUUGUCAGCGUUUUUUGUUUCAAACGGCGAGCAUACCUUGCGCGGCGCUGGAUCUUUCUAGCAAGGAGAGUGAAUGUCUGGAUUUAAUUUGAUCAUGCAUUGCGCGGGCAUUGGGCAAAACCUUGGGGAUCCAGGUUACGACGGACGAUACCAUGAAUUCGCGAUUUCAUAUACUAUAUAGAGUAAUGUUAUGUUUGUAGAUAGUACCACUCCUUGCGCUGUUAGCAGCGAUGACUCCAUUAUACGAUUCCUCAAUCCCU